Molecule: messenger RNA, 1635 nt
Organism: Cornus florida
Lineage: Eukaryota; Viridiplantae; Streptophyta; Magnoliopsida; Cornales; Cornaceae
Product: metallocarboxypeptidase A-like protein TRV_02598
Exons: 11
Coding region: 202-1515 (437 amino acids)
Biological process (GO): proteolysis
Molecular function (GO): metallocarboxypeptidase activity; zinc ion binding
Source: RefSeq, a predicted model, not a curated record
AAAUCAUAACCGUCGAAGGUGGAAAAUCAAAGACUAGCUGACAAAGUCUCUCUCUCCUCUCUCUCUCUCAUCGAAAGUCUUCGACUUUGUUUCUUCUUCGUUGCUUGAGAUGGAUGAUAUGAUAUUCAAAUGCAACGAAAGAAAGAGUUAGAGAGAGAAAGUAAAUAGUUAGCGUGUUUUUGCUCUCCUACGUUACUCGAGAUGGGCCGUCAUCGUCCCCUUUCUCGCUCCUCAAAUCCAACAUUCCUCUGCAUCGUCAUUUUCUUCGUCUUUUCUUGGUUUUCACGCGUUCAUGGAAAAACUAAUCUCAGCCAUCAUUCUCUCACCCCCAUCAACCUCGAUCUGUAUCAUACCAGUGGAGCUUUGACUGAAGAAAUAAAAGCCUUGGUCCAUCGACACCCUGACAAAUUCUCUUUGGAGAAAAUUAGACGUACAAAUAAGGGUUAUGAAGCAGAGAUGAUUGUAGUUAGUUACAGCCGGAAUAGGAAAGGGAGUGAUGACAGGUCAAAGUUUCGGAUGCUUCUUACUUUCGGCCAACAUGGAAGGGAACUCAUUACAUCUGAGCUUGCAUUACGGAUCCUCUCCAUUUUAAGUGAAGAGCAAUUUCUACCCAACAUGGAUCCAAUUUCAUUAAACAACACCCUUGAUAGGCUUCUCAUAAAGGUAGUGCCAAUGGAAAAUUUGAAUGGCCGCAAAAUUGUUGAAGAAGGAGACCUCUGUGAGAGAAGAAACGGAAGAGGAGUUGAUCUUAAUCGAAAUUGGAGUGUAGACUGGGGCAAAAAGGAGAAGGAUUAUGAUCCAUAUGAAGAAAAUCCUGGAGUUUCUCCUUUUAGUGAGCCUGAGACUCAAAUAAUGCGGAAACUGGCUAUAUCAUUCGAACCACACAUAUGGGUUAAUGUGCAUUCUGGAAUGGAGGCCCUAUUCAUGCCAUAUGAUCAUAAAAACACUACUCCGAAUGGAUUUUUCUCUCACAGAAUGAAAUCGAUGCUUGAAAAGUUGAACCAUAUGCACUGUGAAGGCCGUUGCAUGGUUGGAUCAGGGGGAGGCUCUGUCGGGUAUCUAGCACAUGGGACAGCAACAGAUUACAUGUAUGACAUUGCGAGUGUACCCAUGGCUUUCACUUUUGAGAUCUAUGGAGAUGGAACAGCCUCUGCAAAGGACUGCUUUAAAAUGUUCAAUCCUAUAGACCUUACUACCUUCAAUAGAGUUCUCAACGACUGGUCUGCUGCAUUCUUCACAAUGUUCAAUUUGGGUCCACAACAAGUCGAUGAAAUUCAUCAAAAGACACCCGUUUCCAAUUCAGGCAAGUUGUUAUCAAUAGAUGACUAUCUGAAUGGAUAUUUAGUAGAAAGAAAAAGUAGAUACGGGAAGAAGAUGGAGGUGCUUGAAGUUGGAAUGCAGGAGAUAAGAACAUAUUUCCGGCUCUUCUUGUUGUCUUCGGUGCUGUUGAUGUUCAUGUUUUGUUCUAGAAUAUCAAAGAGUAGUAGAACAAUUGUUUCCUCUAUGUCCCUCUGAUAGUUACAGUUGCUAUUUAUUUGUUCAGUGAAAAAAAUGGGGGGACACAGAGAUUUGCGUGUAUGAUUUUUGUUUAGUGCACGUAUAUUUUUUCACCAUAAUGUAAUAGUGUUUACUUCA